This is a messenger RNA of Uranotaenia lowii, 1029 nucleotides long. RefSeq lists its product as uncharacterized. The record is from RefSeq and is a predicted model, not a curated record. Lineage: Eukaryota; Metazoa; Arthropoda; Insecta; Diptera; Culicidae. The coding region runs from base 156 to 689 and encodes 177 amino acids. Gene Ontology annotation, biological process: cell wall macromolecule catabolic process; chitin catabolic process. The transcript has a single exon. Gene Ontology annotation, molecular function: chitinase activity.
UGCAGAGAGCGUUCUGCUACAAGUAGAAUAUUCCACUUGGGCCCACAGAGCAUGCGUAAGUCCAAAAGUAGAGACGAGAGAGAUACCUUUGACACAUUUCGCUGUAUAAAAGUUACCACUUGGCAGUCCUCGGGUCCAGUUUCAAAGUUUCAACCAUGGGUAUCAGCAAAAGCGAAGUUUGUCAAAUUUUGGAAGAUUGUCGUUUCGAUCCUCAUCAUCGCGCGGGUGUGGUUGUGCGGCACAUUAACAAAAACAUUUCCUCCCGGAAUGAGGCGGCAAUGUUGCUUGCCCAUAUCAUUCACGAAACCGGCGGAUUCCAGCAUCUGGAAGAGAUUGGCCGUGGAUCAGGACAUAACUAUGGUGAUCGAUAUUAUGGACGUGGUUUCAUUCAGCUUACUUGGGAAGGUAACUACAAGGCAGCGUCGAAGGCCAUUUUUGGCGAUGGAAACGUACUUUUGAACGAUCCGGAUCUGGUUGCUAGAGAUGAAGAUGUUGCCAUGCAAACUGCCAUUUGGUUCUGGAUGGAAAAUGUUCGACCUGCAGCAGGAGGUUUUAGGAGCUUUUAUCGUACCACCAAAGCCAUCAAUGGAGCACUGGAGGGACCCAAUAAUCCGACAGCACGCAAGCGUUACAAAUACUACGUAAAAGCUGCUAAUGUUUUAGGAGUUUCUCCGUUAGCCGAUGAAUGAUUUUGCUGUAAAGAAACAUGUUUAAGUGUGUUUUUAAAUUCCCUUGUGAGUGAAUGUGUUAUUGUUUAAUCUCAAACUUGAAAUCUUAUGAAGGUCAGAUAAGAAACAUGUGCGGCUUUAGAUACGUUUUGUUUUGAUUUUCGGAGCAUUUUAUAAUAAAACUAAAUUUUGUUUAAUAUCACUGCCACGAAGUAAUAUGUUUAAUUUGUGAACAACUAAACUCUUGAUAUAGCUUAGUUUUUUUUAGAAAUCGGACGCUUUAUUUUGGUUCUAAGACAUCAAGAAUGUAACAAAAUUGUUGUUGGUUUGUAAUAAAAAUCUAUGGCUAUUUUGACAAAAA